Messenger RNA from Lathyrus sativus (Indian pea), 1851 nucleotides. The record is from the annotation of a GenBank genome assembly. NCBI's taxonomy places the organism in Eukaryota, Viridiplantae, Streptophyta, Magnoliopsida, Fabales, Fabaceae.
AUGAUGCUACUAUCCUACUUUGCCACUACACAAAUUUUCUUGCUACUCUUACUUGUGUUUCCACAAAUUAAAUCUGAUCUAAACUCAGAAAAGCAAGCACUUCUAGAUUUUGUUGCUUCAAUACAUCAUGGUGGAAAACUCAAUUGGAGCUCUAAUAUCUCAAUAUGCACUUCUUGGGUGGGAGUUAAAUGCAAUCCUAAUGGCUCACAUGUUCGAUCCGUAAGGCUUCCGGGCGUUGGAUUGCGCGGAACUCUCCCGGAAAACACGCUUGGUAAGCUACAUGGUCUCAGCAGUCUUAGUCUUAGGUCUAACACCUUGUUUGGGAACCUUCCAAGUGACAUUUUUUCCAUUCAUUCUCUAAGAUUUAUAUAUCUUCAACAUAACAACUUUUCAGGUUAUAUUCCUGAUUAUUUACCACCUCGUCUUAGGCUUCUUGAUUUGUCCUAUAACUCUUUCACCGGAAAAAUUCCAAAUAUAAUCCAAAACAUGACUUGUCUAAUAGAACUAAACCUUCAAAACAACUCUCUCAUAGGACCUAUUCCUAAUGUUGUUGUUGAGCUACCCAAUCUUAAGAAUUUGGAUUUGAGCUUCAAUCAUCUUAAUGGUUCAAUUCCUUCAGGGUUUCAUAAGUUUCAUGCAUCUUCAUUUAAAGGAAACUUAAGGUUAUGUGGUGCACCUUUGAAACAAUGCUAUUUAGCUUCUUCCCCUACUACAAUUUUGUCUCCAUUAAUAGUUUCACCAAAAGUGCCUAGUGAUAUCUCAAACAAGAAGCUUAAUACAUGGGAAAAAAUUGCUAUUGCUUUGAGUGUUUUUGUUUUUGCAGUAAUGCUUCUUCCGGUUCUCAUAGUAGUGUUCUGCUGUUUCGAAAAGAGAGUAGGCGAACAAAAUGUAAAACAUAAAGAGAAAGGAGAGAAGCUUAUGAAGGAAUUUGGAAGUGGUGUGCAAGAAAAUGAGAGAAAUAGGCUAAUAUUUUUUGAGGGAUGUUCUUAUAGUUUUAAUCUUGAUGAUUUGCUGAGAGCCUCGGCGGAAGUGCUCGGCAAGGGAAGUUAUGGAACAACUUACAAAGCUAUCUUGGAAGAGGGAACAAUAGUGGUUGUGAAGAGGCUAAAAGAAGUGGCAAUGGGGAAAAAAGAAUUUGAGCAGCAAAUUGAGAUUGUUCAAAGGCUUGAUCGUUAUCCGAAUGUGGUUUCGCCUCGUGCUUACUAUUAUUCGAAGAAUGAAAAGCUUGUUGUUUAUGAUUACUUCACAUCUGGAAGCUUCUCCAAGUUAUUGCAUGGAAAAAGUGAAACCGGACGAACUCGACUAGAUUGGGAUUCCAGAUUGAAGAUAAUGGCUGGAGCUGCUAAGGGCAUUGCCUAUAUCCACUCAUCCAAUGGAAGGAAACUUGUUCAUGGCAACAUAAAAUCAUCCAAUGUGCUUCUCUCAACAGAUCUUCAAGGCUGCAUAUCAGAUUUCGGCCUAACAUCUCUAACAAGUUUAUGUGUCUCCCCUAAAAGUCCUUCCGGCUACCAAGCACCGGAGGUGAACGAAAGCAGAAAACACACUCAAAAAUCUGAUGUAUACAGCUUUGGUGUUCUUCUCCUUGAGAUGCUGACUGGGAAAACACCGGUUCAGCAUCCGGGGAGUGAUGAUGAUGUGGUUGAUCUUCCAAAAUGGGUCCAAUCUGUUGUUAGAGAGGAAUGGACUGCUGAAGUGUUUGAUCUUGAGCUAAUGAGAUAUUCAGAUAUUGAAGAAGAAUUGGUUCAGAUGUUGCAACUUGCUAUGGCAUGUGUAGCAGUGAUACCUGAUUCAAGACCAUCCAUGGAGGAAGUUGUUAGGAUGAUUGAAGAUAUCAGAGUAUCCACUUAUUAG